AAAAUGUCACCUUUUAUUGCACUUUAUAAUUUCUUUAAUACAAAUAAACGUGUACUUUGAUUUAAAAAGCAACUAAAUCAUUUUUAAAAAAAAGUGUUCAACUUUAACUAAAAGUAUGUUGCUCAGCAAGGCCUCUUCUAGUUUUCAACCAAUAUUUGAUGAUAGAUUUAAACUCUAGGAAAUAUAUAUACAUUCUUGUUUCAGUUUUUGCGAGGCAGUAAUAAUGUUAAGCAAGAAUAUUAUAAUAUUAUGUACAAAAAUAUUCUUGUCAUAUAUACCCUCGAAGACGCUAGUUUAAAUUUAAACUUUUGUUUAGUCUCUGAGGACACUGCGUCACGUUUUAGAUAAUCUGUAUAGUCGUCAUUCUGCAUGAUGACUUUCCUUUUUUCCUAAAUACUUCUAGUUUACAUUGGUUGUAUGCGCAUAUGAGAAACUGGCGUGAAAACCGACAAACGAGACCUGCCGGCCGCUUCCAUUGCCUACCUAAUUUUUUCGAUCGAAUCCCACCGAGUUCGCCUUCUGUGUCCUCUUCAGCAAACACAGUAGCGCUCUAUACCCUCCUACUUCGAGGACGCUGCUGACGAUGCCGCUAGCCUCCUCAUCUGCUCAGGACACUUUCCGCUCCCCAUCUAUUGAAUCUGCCGUGUGAGGCGCUCCUCUCUCAACAUCCAAUGCUCUGACACCUCCCAGAUAAGCGUCCUUUCCCCCUAAUCGCGCACGGCGCCUUCUUUAGGCGACUCCUCAAACCAUAACACUCGCCCAGCCAGCUAGACAUCCUUUCAUUCGCUGCUACCGUGUCGGCCGUCAAUAUCCUGACGCCCUUCUCGGGAUAUCUACAAGUUAUUCUUACAGCUGACCCUGUAUAGACUCAGCUGACCCGGCCUUUGUCUCAUGCCGGAUUGUUGUUGACGUUAAAAGGGAAAGUUCGUGCUGUUCGUCAUUUUUUGUCUUUUUCUACCGCUACUCGGUAUUUAACAUGUGCGAUAAAGAAAUGGGGCUUGUUCAACCGAUUGUGGUAUUUGCGAUGAUACAGGCAGUUUCGGUUGGAUGUUGGGCCUUGCCAACACCCACCAUUUUGAAUAAACAGCAAUUAUCGCCACAUCUGCAGCCACAGAUGUCGAUGUCAAAAGCUAUCUCCCGGAUCUCAACAGCAGACGCUGAGUCCCAGGAAGUGGCGUCGCUGCUUCGUCCAGUGGAUCCAUCGGAACCCGACGCUCUACUGAAGUUCGUCGUUUUUGAGCUGGAACGAUCAAAACGUGACGCGGGAACGCUGGCGGCGUGUGAGGGUAUCGAGGUAGCGCGAAUUGUCAGUCGGCCAAGAACCGUUGAAAACGGGGUGCGGUACACGAUCGAACUGAAAGUUAAGCCGGUACAUAUCGUCACAGACAAGUGUAAUAAUAACGCUGUAAAGGACCUCAUUCCAAGCACGCUCGAGGAGUGUCAACUUGAGGUAUGGGAGGGCAUGGAGCCCGCUGGAGAAAUGCAUCCAAUGGCUAUGCUCAAAUCAACAUGUAAACUUCAGAAGGACUAAAAUCCCAUGAUGAGAAGGUCGUUGUGACAACACGAACUUUUUUUUUGUUCUAAGCCUCUAUUGAAGCCUCGGAGCGAGGUCCGCAGUUAAGAACAUUUACAUGAAAACCGACAGGAGAAGGAGAAAAUGAAAACGGUGAGGCAUAUGAAAAAACAAAUGGAUGCCCUAGGGGCGAGGAGCUUAAAAACGAAGGUAUUACUGGAGAUGUAUUAAGGUUAACUAAUUUUCGAUAUCGUUACAAAUAUAUAAUACAUAAACAUGGUCUUGCACGGUUGUCGAAUAGGACACAAAAAACAAUCAUAUGUAAAAAAAGCUGAUCAAGAGUGCGUACCUGCGUUUUUCACUGGGCAUUUCGCUGCGGUAACGAAUGGAUGGACUAUUGACUGCCAACAACACGAACGACGAAAGGUGGCAAAAUAAGUGUUAUAUGUUAAUCACACAAAUUAAAAUAAGAAGUCCGAACUGUAGGAUUUCAAAUUAAUUAAUUAAUUGAACAAAUAGACAAAGGCAGACGAAACGCAAAUGUAACUUACAAGCUAAACGCUAAGAGUAUCACUAACUUGUUUUUAAAGGAUACCAGUAUCUGAAUGAUUUUCACUGCUUACACUGAAAUUUCCACGUAUCUAGUGUUAACUGGAGAAUCGCCUAGCAGAGAAAAGGAUCUAGCCGAUUCGCUAUUGGGGGUCUAGGGUCAAUUGAGAAAUAUAAAUAGCACAAGUUUAUAUCCACCCAGCCAUAUUGUGGGUCUUAAAUGCAUUCGUUAUCUAUGACAGUAGAUGACAAUAUUCCGUAGAUUAAGGCUGAACAAGAAUUCACAUUAGUUUACAUAUAUUACCUCUUAUUUCUUUCCGAAACCUGUUGAUAAGCUUUGCGCAUGUCCAUGGGUUUAUAUGAUUCAAUUAGAUGGUGGCUAAUGAAAAUUCUCAGGUUACAUUUAACCUGAAAUGAAAAUGAUUUUGAAAAUUAAAAUGAAAAUCUAAAAUGAGCAAGGGGUCCCGAUAACAUUAUUUUUACAUUUCCUCGACGAUGGCGACAUAGUGGUAAGUUUCGGCGAAAUGGAUGGAGGGGGGUUCAACCUCUGCUUAGUCGAAACCUUUUUACGUAGAGAAAGUUAGAUAGAACUAAAAAGGUCUCUAGUAAGUUCGAACCUUGUAACUUUUCUAACGUGACGGAACGAAACGUAUACAUUCAAAUUAUUUAUGAAUUUUCUUCAGGAGCAAGCAAAAGCUGCUCAUUGACAGAAUUACCAUGAAAGUGAAGGUCGUUUGUGAUCUAAACAUCAUGCACGCUAUGUAGAAGAGUAAUAGAAAGAGGAAAAUAACUGGGAGUAGGCUCAUCUAAAAGUUGUACGUUGAAUUUAUUGGUAAUCAAAUCGUAUAAACAAUGCCCUUGGAACGGCAAAAAAAUAAAGCCAGCCAUCUAACGGGAGCAAAUUGAUAUGGGGAAGUGAAGACACAUUUUGAGGUAUCGGACGUGAUCGUACUACCGACCGAAACUGAAUGGUAACCGCUUAGUAAUCUACAAUUUCGAAUACUUAACGUGAAUGAACAACUAGGCCAAAAACAGAUAGCCAUAUUUACUAAUAUUGUAUUAUAGGUAUGGCCGAAUUAAAGUACGUAAGUAGAAACCGUAUCCACGUAUUUGGGGAAGAUCAGCUUAUUUGAUUCUUACAUCCGUAUGAUAAUAUUGGUAUGUGUAAUUAUAUGCAUGAGAACAGUCCUGCAUGGAUUUUCGUAAAUAACUUUAUGCUCUUUUUACUCUCGUUUUCCUAAUUACUAUAAUUAUUUCAAAUAAAUAAAUAAACGUAGCUGAUUUUAUAGGCUUUCGUGUGAAGUUAUAAUGGAUAAUAUCAUAUACCUUUAGAACUGCUAAAAAGUAUUUAAUGUAAAAGUAUAUUUUAAAUAGAAAUAGAUAUUGAUUGAAUAAAAUUCUAUAUAUAUAUAUAUAUAUAUACAAUAUAAGUCAUAUUCACGAGAGAUGCUACAAAGUCAAAUAAAGUUGUGAACGAACAACUAAUUAUCUAUCAACUACAGUAUUAUUAUUAUUAUAUCUAUAUAAACCGUCCUAAUCAAUACGUUUUCUGCUUUACUAUACUAUUGUCAGCUCGGAUUGGAAAUAAAUUCAAAAAAAAUACUUGAACGCGUGAUUAAAUAAAAUGCUGAUACUUCUUAAGCCAAUAGGGUUUAUUGAUUUGUUCUGACUCAUCAUCAUUGCACAAUGUUGUAGCUGCGAAUGCCUUGGCACUCUUCGUAUCACGACUAAAAAUACCUAUCGAAAAGGAAUAUAACGGAAAGCACACGAAAAACUUAACAUAGACGCAAUAGACCGUGGAUCUACGAACAUACACAAUCAGUAAGAUACACGCUCAUUUUAUUCUCGUACACGUACAUCGGUUUGCCGCAUUUAUUAAACAUUUUCGCAAAGAAAGCAGUAGUUUCCUCAUUCGUGCAUUAAUUGCAUCAUUUGGUACUACAUCCGGUGCUUCAAUUGAAGCUUUCCCAGCAUCCUCAUCGCCAUCAUUAUUAUAUUACGUAAGAUCGCUUUUUGUUAUUACGUGAAGUCUAUUGUGUAUGGAGUAUAGUGUUCAGCAGUAUUAGGUAAAGAUGAUGAAGGGUACAAGCAGUCAAAUGCUCCGUGGAUACGUCUGUGUGACCGAUGCUCAAUCUUCGCAUAACAUUAACAUAAGUAAUAGGAUUGUUCGUAUUAAGAAAAUUCACAGGGUUAGGGUCUAGAGGCUCGUUUUUACCGGGACUGGCAUUAGUAUUUCCAAUAAAGUCUCAUGUAUAGCUGCCGUUUGUAUGAACCAAUCCUUACUGAUUCGAUUUUUCCAAUAACGAGUUGCUUUUGGAAAUUAUUGGGGAAGAGUUGGGGGGGGGGGGGGGAGGUU
Varroa destructor (honeybee mite) is the source of this 4418-nucleotide messenger RNA. RefSeq lists its product as uncharacterized. NCBI's taxonomy places the organism in Eukaryota, Metazoa, Arthropoda, Arachnida, Mesostigmata, Varroidae. The record is from RefSeq and is a predicted model, not a curated record.